Aricia agestis (brown argus) is the source of this 2037-nucleotide messenger RNA. RefSeq names its product C-type mannose receptor 2-like. Bases 133 to 1965 code for a protein of 610 amino acids. NCBI's taxonomy places the organism in Eukaryota, Metazoa, Arthropoda, Insecta, Lepidoptera, Lycaenidae. The record is from RefSeq and is a predicted model, not a curated record. The transcript is spliced from 10 exons.
CUGAGCUGCGCAGCGUUAUAAUGUAAAAAUGUUUCCUAAAUGUUUACUCUUGUGCCUUCUCGUUUGUGUUUUUUAGGAAAAAACAUUAUAAAAAAUUUGGUGAUCCUGAGAAGUGCAGCGUCAUAAACAAAAAUGUUUAUAAAAUGUUUACUCUUGUGCCUUCUCUCUUGUGUUUUUAAUAAAAUAGAAUCCAAACUCGAUAAACUCAUCAGAGGUGGCUAUGUAUACAUCAACGAAACGAACAAUUUUUAUCAUCUCCGCAACGACGCAACCCCAUUUUCUUGGCUUCACGCUAAGGCGGCGUGUGAGCUGGAGGACGGAACUCUCUUUUUUCCUGAAAAUGAACACGAGACAGAAACUGUCAUAGCCCACUUCCAGGACACAUGGACGACUGAGAAAAUCUACGUCGGCAUAGUCAAGCCUACUGCAAUUCGAAACCAAAUCGACGCUGCAGAGAGCUUCAAAACUAUGGACGGUCGGGCAUUAGAAGACGUGUAUAGCAACAGUUGGGGACAAGACCAGCCGGACAACAAUGAGGGCAAUGAACACUGCGUGUGCAUGUUCAAGAACGCAUUACUCCACGACUACCCAUGUUUGAAACCAUUUGACGACGUCCACUUUAUUUGCAAGAAGACAGAAGUGGCUUCACUCAAAAAAGAUUGCAAACCUGGUAAGUUCUUCAUUAAUGACUACACAUAUUUGAAUGAAACACGCAGCUUCUACAAAUUUCACAACAAAGAUGGCGUAUUGUCUUGGCUUCACGCUAAAGCAGCGUGCGAAUUGGAAGGAGCCACUCUUUUCUUCCCGGAGACCAAAUACGAGGCAGAAGUAGUCAUAGCCCACUUCCGGAAUUCAUGGACAGCCGAGAAGAUCUACGUCGGCAUAGUCAAGCCUACUGCAAUCCGAAACCAAAUCGACGCCGCAGAGGGCUUCAAAACCAUGGACGGUCGCGCUUUGGAAGCCGUGUAUAACAACUGGUCACAAGGGCAGCCGGACAACAGGAGGGGGGCUGAACACUGCGUGUGUAUGUUCAAGGAUGGAUUACUCCACGACUACCCAUGUUUGAAAGCCUAUAACGACGUCCAAUUUAUUUGCAAACAGACAGUAACGCAAAACGCCAAACCUAACAAAUUCUUCAGAAAAGGUUACAAAUAUUUGAAAGCUACAGAAAGCUUUUAUAAAAUUCACACCAUACCCAGAAACUGGAACGAUGCAAGGACCACCUGUGAGCUGGAGGGGGCCACUCUCUUCUACCCCCAGGAUGAGGAAGAGGCCUAUGCUGUCAUAUCAUACUGGAAUUCUACUCAGUUAUCUUUUUGGAUACAUAUUGGGGUUUCCGCGCACAAUGUCAUAAACGUCUACGAAACUAUUGAUGGUCUACCAGUAGAAGAAGUGUACAACGAGUGGGCUCCUGCGGAGCCGAGUGGGGGCUCGGAAUCAUGCGUGAUACUGAGACGAGAUGGACUCAUCACUGAUGACGAGUGCGACUUGUCCUGGCCCUUUAUAUGCAAGAAGACGGAGGCGUCGCUACGCUGGAACGACCUGUGUGGUCUCCCAGACCCAGUGUACACAUAUCAUAAUGCAACAGACAGAUGCUACAAAUUACAUUUAACCCCAAAGAGCUGGAAGGACGCGUACACCACGUGCAGUGUAGAGGGGUCGAGGGUUGCAGUUAUCAAUUCGGAUGAAGAAGCUAAAAUAUUUGUUGAUAUGAUUAAAAGUUCAUCCAAUGAUCUCAUAGGGGACGCAGCUCACUUGGGUUUCAAGUACGACAAUGGAUGGAAAAUUUACCAAGGUACACAUUUAAGCAGCAGUGGCUACGUGAAAUGGGACGACGGCCAACCUGACCGCAGCGGCAACAAGACCUGCGGCUCCAUGUUGUACAACGGACUACUGAGCGCCGUCAACUGUAACGACAAAAGAAUUUUCAUCUGUGAGAAAUCAAUCGUUUCCUCUUCCAAAUAAAGCUGUCUUUUGAAGGACAACCAGGCAAAUUCGUUAACUGAGCUAACACGUCAUAUUUUUCUGUUCGUUUUC